Delphinapterus leucas (beluga whale) is the source of this 4760-nucleotide messenger RNA. Lineage: Eukaryota; Metazoa; Chordata; Mammalia; Artiodactyla; Monodontidae. The record is from RefSeq and is a predicted model, not a curated record.
UCUGGCGUCCAUCCCCUCCCCAACUCCACCUCUGCUGCUGCCUCUGGCUGUGGACCUGCACCUCUUCCCCAUCCCCGACAGGCCUGGGGAUCGAGGUGAGCCUGGAUGAGAGCUCCCACAACCUGGGGCUCUCCCAGGCCAUGGCCCGAGUGCUCCCAGGGAGGAGCCCCAGACCCUGAGCAUCUGCUGGAGGCUUGGCAGAGGCCCCGCGGGGACCGUGUCUUCUGAGGACAAAAAGGCGGCGGCCAGCGGGCAGACAGGGAGGGGGAAGGGGGGACCGGCAGCCAGGUGGGCAGACGGGUAGCAGGGGCCACUGCUGGCCCCCCUCCCAGCUUGGCGGUGGCGUGAAGAUGGGGGUGGGAGUGUGUAGUUGGGGAAGCACCUGCCUGGACCCCCACCUGCCAGCUAGCUGGGCAUCCCAAGGCUGUGUGCUGCCCAUCUGGUGUUCCCCAACACCCCCAGCCCUGCCCAGUGCACUCCUCCAGUGCCUGCUUCCCCUGAUGUCUGCGAUUUAGACCAGCCCGGCUGUAUCCACGGCAACAGAAGCAGGAAUGUCACUGGCUGCCAGCUCACGGAGGGUCCCACAAUGUGGCCUGGGCUGUGAUUUAUCCUGAGUGAGACAGCUUGAGCCCCCUCCCUCGAUUCCAAGACAGCCCUGCUGAGAGAGCCUAGGUGCAGCCCAGCAGGACAACUGAUGGAGUCCCCCGGGGCCCAUCGAGCACCGGACUGGCUGACCCCAUAGGGUUGGGAGCAGCCCCUGCCCCUCAGUAUGGCCAACACCACUGGAGAGCCCGAGGAGGUGAGCGGCGCACUGUCUCCACCAUCAGCAUCGGCUUACGUGAAGCUGGUGCUGCUGGGACUGAUCAUGUGCGUGAGCCUGGCGGGCAAUGCCAUCUUGUCCCUGCUGGUGCUCAAGGAGCGUGCCCUGCACAAGGCUCCUUACUACUUUCUGCUGGACCUGUGCCUGGCUGAUGGCAUACGCUCUGCCGUCUGCUUCCCCUUUGUGCUGGCUUCUGUGCGCCACGGCUCCUCAUGGACCUUCAGUGCGCUCAGCUGCAAGAUUGUGGCCUUUAUGGCUGUGCUCUUUUGCUUCCAUGCGGCCUUCAUGCUGUUCUGCAUCAGCGUCACACGCUACAUGGCCAUCGCCCACCACCGCUUCUACGCCAAGCGCAUGACACUCUGGACAUGCACAGCUGUCAUCUGCAUGGCCUGGACCCUGUCUGUGGCCAUGGCCUUCCCACCUGUCUUCGACGUGGGCACCUACAAGUUCAUCCGUGAGGAGGACCAGUGCAUCUUUGAGCAUCGCUACUUCAAGGCCAAUGACACGCUGGGCUUCAUGCUCAUGUUGGCUGUGCUCAUGGCAGCCACACAUGCUGUCUAUGGCAAGCUGCUCCUCUUCGAGUAUCGUCACCGCAAGAUGAAGCCCGUGCAGAUGGUGCCAGCCAUCAGCCAGAACUGGACAUUCCACGGUCCUGGGGCCACCGGCCAGGCUGCUGCCAACUGGAUCGCUGGCUUUGGCCGUGGGCCCAUGCCACCAACCCUGCUGGGUAUCCGGCAGAAUGGGCAUGCAGCCAGCCGGCGGCUGCUGGGCAUGGACGAGGUCAAGGGUGAAAAGCAGCUGGGCCGUAUGUUCUACGCAAUCACACUGCUCUUCCUGCUACUCUGGUCACCCUACAUUGUGGCCUGCUACUGGCGAGUGUUUGUGAAAGCCUGUGCCGUGCCCCACCGUUACCUGGCCACCGCUGUUUGGAUGAGCUUCGCCCAGGCUGCCGUCAACCCGAUCGUCUGCUUCCUGCUCAACAAGGACCUCAAGAAGUGCCUGAGGACUCACGCCCCCUGCUGGGGCACAGGAGAUGCCCCGGCGCCUAGAGAACCCUACUGUGUCAUGUGAAGCAGGCUGGUAGGCAGACAGGCAGGGAGAAAGUCAGGGCCACCAUGAUGGGGCCAACAGAAGGGGAGAGGUGGGGCUCCAUAACAGGAGCCUUUCUUUCUGAGCUCCAGCCCCAGCCCCUCGAACCACCUGGAAUCUAGGCACCUUUGCCAGCACCUCCCCAGGGUUGGGGACUGGGUGGGGGACUAGGAAAGAGGCAUUUCUAGUUCUGUGGGGCCCGUCUCCGCCACCUCCUUCUCCACUUCUACAAUCUCUCUCUCUCUCUCUCUCUCUCUCUCUCUCUCUCUCUCUCUCUCUCUCUCACACACACACACACACACACACACAGAAGUGACAAUUCAGAAAAAAAAACUGAAAAUGCAGGUUUUUCUACUCACAGCUGAGGAGACAAGGCUUUCUUGCUUUAAUGUCUCUCCUCUGACAUUGUCCAGAAGGGGGAAAUUUGUCCUGUAAAAUAGACUUCCAGAGCCCUUAUUGUCCCCUCUGCUCCCACGUACCCUCCCCUUCCAAGUCCUUUAGCAAGGCCUGGAUGUUUAGAGAGAAAUUGAUCUGCUGACAAGAGGGACCGAAGGGGCUGCUGGGUUCCCAGGGAGCAAGGAAUGUUUAAUUGCUAUGUUGUGUGCAAUGUUGUUUUAGGCUAACCCUGGUCCCAAGCCCGGUCUUUUCUCCAUCCCCACCAUGUCCAGACCUCCCAAGUGUUUCUUGAGCAUCUGUUUGAGAAGCGAGGAGGGGAGGGAGAAGGGCUUCUGGGAUGGGCCCAGGUUAGGUGAAGAGCAGGAUGUGAGUACACGCCUUGAGCUGAAGAGACCCCAGCUUGGCUGCAUUCUCUCAAGCUGCCAACUGGAUCCCCGUGCCCCAACUCUUCUUCUUGAGGAUGGAAAUCCACUCCAACCCCACCGGGGUUGAUGUGGGUGCCAUACAGGCAGGAGCAGCCCCCCACCCCAUGGAAGUGUAGGGAGAAAGUCAAACUCUCCAGAAUGGCUGGAUCCCAAAGGCUGGGGUCAGAGUGGAAUUCAACCCCAGAAUUGUCUCCUGAGUUCAUGAUACUCUCCUGAAGAUGAAAAUUCUUUGAGGGACUUGGUAAGUCAUAGUGGUAUAAACUCCAGGGCACUGUGGACUUGAGUCCAUUCCUCUCUGGCCUCUUUUUGUCCCCCUCAAGCCUCAGGAGCCUCAAGCCCCUCUGUGGUAACACUUGGCCUUCUGGGCCCUCAGCCCCCAACUUCCUUGCACUGAACAGCCCUUUCCCUCUUCCUCCCUCCACCAUUACUUCCACCCCAAGUGGAGCAGACUGCAGCCAGAAUCCCCAGGUGGGAGAUCCCAAGCCUCCUUCCCAGGACAGAGUCCACUCUGGGCUCCCAUCAAGUCUUAUGGACUGGUGAGCCAAACUGGCAUUCUUUGCCUGGUCUUGCCCAAGUUCUCUGUCCCCCUCUCAUCUCCUGGGAGAGCAGGAGAUCUGUAUUUAUCCACCUCCUUUCCCUUCCCUACAGAAGCCCUUGUCCUACACUCCCUCCCUACUCCAAGACAGCUCCAGAACUGGGCAAACCUUGACCCAAGAGGGAUGGAGAAGGCACUCUAGGCAGGAGAGACACUAAUGAGCCUGGCUAUGGAGUGGCCUUGGAAAGGCAGGCCAGAGUGGCUGAGAGGCUGGGGGUGGGGGGUACCUGUUCUCUCAGUGAUAGUGAUGGGGGUGCCUUUCAGGGGGUGGGUUGGGGCACCACAGGGGUGGGGGUAGAUAGGGUACAUUCAGGAGGAUUUGCCUCCAUUUCCUUUUUCUAACUGCGUGGAUUCACCAUUGGAUUUUGUAAAUGGAAAACAAAUGAACAAUGCUAUAUUGGAUGUUUUCUCUUUCUGUGUGUGUGUGUGUGUGUGUGUGUGUGUGUGUGUGUGUGUGUGUCCUGUCUGUGUGACUACAUGUGGGGAGGUAUGGUCAAGUGAGACAGUGUAUCUGCGUGACUUUGUUGGGGGGCACUCCUGCCUGGGGCACACAUGUGAGCAAAUGCCUGUAUGUGGAGACAUAUACAGUGCACGCGUGCACACAUGUACACAUAUGCACCUAAUUGAGAGGGGACAAAAUAGAGUAUGUGCCUGCAGCAAGAAGUAGAGUGUUCGGAGAGAUGGAACUUGAAAACGGUACGUAUGUAUGUAGCAAGAGGGUAGACUCCCAUCUCAUAAGAUCUUCCUCCCUUGGCCCAGGCUCUGAACAUGGGCGACAGGAUACUUGAGUACCCCAUCUCUUUCCAAAGGCUGGAGCCCCCAGGUACCACUCCCAACUCCUGUAUCAGUCUCCUUUCAAAAAGCCAGAUAAGGUGUUCCUGAAAGUGGACCACCAUGGAGAAUGGAGACUGGGAAUUGGGGAUCAAACUAUUGGGGUUAGGUAAUGCCCGCCCCCCAACACACAAAAUAAUGGCUUCUGGAGGGACUGCUCAGUCUGGGAUAGGAGCCCUUCGGAAGGGUCCACUAUAUACAGCUCGGAUUUUGGUAAGCUUUGAUUAAAUUCAGAGGGAGGGAUGUCACAGGGGAAAAAAAAAAAAGCCUGGGAGUCUCCCCAGCCAGCCUGUUCCCUGGGCAUUCAAUUACUUUACUCUCUCAGAUGCACAGAAUUGAGUUGACCAUACUCCUCAGUUCUUGGCACACUAUAUCAUCAUUGGUUCAUAUGAGGCCCUUAUAUUUUUUAUUUCGUUUUGUUUUGUCCCCUUCAUCACCCAUCCCUGAUCCCAUGUCCCCUUCCACAUAGGCACCCACUCUCGUGUAUUUAACGUACCGUCCUUCCAAUCCACCGUUCAUGUGUUUAUUUACAUAUAUGUGUAUCUGUGAAAAUGUAUGGUAUUGUUAUGUGUUUUAAUUUACAUAAACAGUAUUGUACUAUAAA